ACCUUCGAUUUCGGCAAUCGGAUUUUCGGAAUUCUGCAAAUUGAACUAGCAAAUGGGCUGGCAAAGUGGGAAUGUCUGCCUCCAAAAAUGGUAACACCACCGGCGCCGGCGCCGGAACCGGCACCGCCACUUUCAGGCGGUCGGAAGCCUCUCAAGAGAUCAUUCAUUGAGAUCAUACUCCUAUCUAUCCUCUGCUUUCUUUCUUACAUUUUCGGUUCUCAAAAUCUCUCUUCUUCCUCUUUCAUUCAAGACCCAUCAUCUUGUUUCCACAUCAAAAACCUCACAAACCUCCAAAUCCCAUCUCAUUUUCAAUCUCUCGAAUUCGAACCUCAUCACUUCUUACCUCUACCAGAAAAUCAGUCCCUAGAACAAACCCAGUUUUUCCCUUACUGCCCUAAUAACUUCACAGAUUACUGCCCUUGUCAAGACCCAUAUAGAGCAAACCAAUUUAUCAACAGUACAAAGAAUUUCUUCCAUAGGGAAAGACACUGCCCAGAUAAAUCCGAGACCUUAAGAUGUUUAAUUCCACCUCCAAAGGGCUACAGAAAGCCUUUUCCAUGGCCUAAAAGCAGAGACUAUGCUUGGUUCAACAAUGUUCCUUUUCCAAGGUUAACUGAGUAUAAGAAGCAGCAAAAUUGGGUUCAAUUGAAAGGAGAUCUUCUUGUUUUCCCCGGUGGAGGAACAUCGUUUGUCCAAGGAGUUAAAGGAUACGUCGAUGAUAUCAAUCGUAUUGUGCCAUUGAAGAAUGGCCUCAUAAGGACUGUUCUUGACAUUGGGUGUGGGGUUGCAAGCUUUGGAGCCCAUCUAAUGGACUACAACAUUCUAACAAUGUCUGUCGCGCCAAGAGACAUACACGAAGCUCAAGUACAGUUUGCGCUUGAACGAGGAGUUCCAGCCAUGCUCGGGAUUCUCAGUGUUCAUAGGCUGCCAUUUCCUUCAAGAUCAUUCGACAUGUCUCAUUGUUCAAGAUGUCUUGUUCCAUGGACAGGCCAUGAUGGACUAUAUUUGCUGGAAAUUGACAGAAUCCUAAGGCCAGGGGGAUACUGGGUAUUAUCAGGUCCACCUAUAAAUUGGAGGGUUUUUUAUAAAGGAUGGAAAAGAAGUAGAGAGGAUCUUGAGAAUGAACAGAAUAGAUUGGAAGAUAUGGCUAGAAGAUUGUGUUGGAGAAAGGUAAAAGAGACAGGAACUAUUGCAGUAUGGCAGAAACCUACUAAUCAUAUCCAAUGUUCUAAAAAAUUGAAGACAUGGAAAUCUCUCGACUUCUGUUCUCAAUCUGAUCCUGAUUCCGCUUGGUACAGGAAGAUGGAACCAUGCAUAACUCCUCUCCAGCAAGUAACAGGCAUAAAAGACUUAUCUGGAGGUGUGCUCGAGAAAUGGCCUAAAAGGUCAAACGUGUUUCCUCACAGAGCUGUGGAAACCGGAAUGACCAAAGAUGCUUUCAACGAGUACAAUCGAGAAUGGAGAAACAGAGUUUCUUAUUAUGGUAUUAUCAUCCAUUCUCUAUUUACAGGCAAAUAUAGAAAUAUCAUGGACAUGAACGCUGGCAUGGGGGGUUUUGCUGCUGCUCUAUCGAAAUACCCAGUUUGGGUUAUGAAUGUGGUUCCUCACGAUACAGGAAACAACACGCUCGGUGCUAUUUAUGAUCGUGGUUUUAUCGGAACCUAUAUGAACUGGUGUGAGCCUUUCUCGACUUACCCAAGAACAUAUGAUUUGAUACACGCAGACAAUAUAUUCUCCAUGUACUUGAAUAAGUGUGACAUUCAGGACAUCCUUUUUGAGAUGUAUAGGAUGCUUCGACCUGAAGGAGCCAUUGUAAUAAGAGAUCACGUCGAUAUGAUUGUAAAGAUACGAAGAAUAAUGGAUAGGAUGAGAUGGGAAAGCAAGCUUUCGCAUAGCCAGCGCGGCCCAUUGCACUCGGAGAAGAUACUCUUUGUAGGAAACUCUUUAUAGUUUUAAUGAUGCCAUUUAGUUGUAUAAGGGUUUCGUCUAAAGAUUUAUCGCCACUUAUUCUUGUAUAUAUGACCAUUAGAUGGGUACCAAAUACUCGAGAAAAAAUAAGAUAUGAUCAAGAAAAAAAAUAAGACAUGCUUUAAAUGUGAUAUGAAGAUUGUGGUAUUGAAAUCAGAGAUAGGAUGUAUGAAGUUAUAGAUUAUGUGAUGAACGAUGAGGAUAUAUCAUUCUUUU
Molecule: messenger RNA, 2184 nt
Organism: Impatiens glandulifera
Lineage: Eukaryota; Viridiplantae; Streptophyta; Magnoliopsida; Ericales; Balsaminaceae
Product: probable methyltransferase PMT19
Exons: 6
Coding region: 88-1950 (620 amino acids)
Cellular component (GO): trans-Golgi network; endosome; cytoplasm
Molecular function (GO): methyltransferase activity
Source: RefSeq, a predicted model, not a curated record